Messenger RNA from Dicrocoelium dendriticum, 771 nucleotides. The record is from the annotation of a GenBank genome assembly. NCBI's taxonomy places the organism in Eukaryota, Metazoa, Platyhelminthes, Trematoda, Plagiorchiida, Dicrocoeliidae.
AUGAACUUAUUGAGACGUUUGAAAUGUCACUUAGAUUUAGACAAAUGCCAGUUGAUCACCGUCAGUUGCGUUAUAUUGCUCAGACAAGGCCACGCUGACAGUCGUAAAACGUUUACUAUUUGUGGGAGCUCAUCUGACGAGGAACACCGGGUAGACACGUUUAUCCGCUCACUCGAAUUGCCAACGGACGAGGGAACGUUGGAAAAGCUCAAAGAAGUGCUGCUAGCCCACUCUGAUGCAUUCGCCUGGCAGACUGGAGACCUGGGUCGCACCAGCGUCGUGAAACACCUAAUCGACACGGGGAAUACGACCCCGAUUAAGACUCACCCAAGACGGAUCCCAGUGCCCUGGCAAGGCGAGCGGCAAAAGCUCAUAGACGAGCUGUUGAAAAAGGAAGUUAUACGACCCUUUACUUCCCCAUGGGUAGCCCCAGUCGUCUUGGUAAAGAAGAAAGACGGUGACAUUAGGCUGGGUGUUGAUUAUAGGCGGCUACACGAAGUCAAGCGGAAAGAUGCAUAUCCACUGCCCAGAAUUGAUGACCUUUUCGACGCGCUCGGAGGGUCGGCUUAUUUCAGCACGCUAGAUUUGGUGUCCGGCUAUUGGCAAGUGGAAGUUGAAGAGAGUGACCGAGCGAAGACAGCCUUUGUAGUACCUUCAGGCCUUUACGAGUUCCAAACAAUGCCUUUCGGCCUAUCAAACGCCCCUGCAACGUUUCAACGUCUUAUGCAGAAAGUGCUUCACGAUUUAGUUCCUCACAAGUGUCUCGUCUAG